Messenger RNA from Mytilus californianus (California mussel), 4290 nucleotides. RefSeq lists its product as uncharacterized. The record is from RefSeq and is a predicted model, not a curated record. The coding region runs from base 2522 to 3493 and encodes 323 amino acids. NCBI's taxonomy places the organism in Eukaryota, Metazoa, Mollusca, Bivalvia, Mytilida, Mytilidae. The transcript has 6 exons.
AUUGACAGUUAAUGUUGGAUGCAAUAAUCAUACAGCUUGCAUGACGACUUUUAAACUGAAUGCUUCAUGUGCAAGGGAAAAAGAAUAUGCUUUUUCCCAGAUUUCUUAUAAUUGCAGCAACAAGACAUCAGUCGUUUCAGGCAAGUACAUUUAAGAAAACCUUUCAACUAUUGACAACACAAUAUUUAUGGAAAUAAAUACUUUAUUUCAAUUUAAAGAAAAAAUUAUUCAUUUUUGUUUCUAUACUCGUAAAUAUGUUCAUAUUUAUCCUUGCAGAAUCUUAAACAUUAUUCAUUUUUGUUGAAAAACGUAAACUUAAACUUUUGUUUGGAUAAUUGUUAUAGUUACAUUUGAUUCUAAAGCUGUUGUUGUCUAACAUAUUUGAAUAAAACAGUUUUGCAAACCUAGAAAUGGCCUGAGGAUUUGUCGUUACAGAGGCUAUAUUUACUUUUUUAUAUGACUAUAACCAUCAAACCAAAUGUAUGCUUUAGAUAAGACAUAGAUAUGUUUGUAGUUAUAGUCACAUACAUAUAUACUUAUAGUAUCUAAUAUGGAUUUUAAUUAAAGUUAAAUCAAGGGUAGUAGCAGAAACACACACGGACAAAAACUAUUGAAAAAGCACACCCAUGUGCUCUUCAAACUUUAGAUGUAUUUUAUUUCACAUCCUUAGCGUCUAAUUAAAGUUGUUUUUCAUAAGAAGGAAGGAAAUUCUUCAGUGAUUACGCAUCCAGCCAACAUAGGCAUGUAUGGAUCCAUAAAACGGAUGCAGACACCCCUGUUGGUAGUAACGCCCUUGUAGUCUCAUGAAACUACGGAAGGAGGAGGAGAAAACAAAUGAAAUAUUAAAAUAUUUACUUCUUACACAUAUCUAAGGAAUAAUUCUUAAACAAGAAAAGGAGCAAUUAUUUAUCCACGAUAGACUAAGUGUCGUUGUAAUUAUUUAGUAUUGAUAAUCCUCAGCUAGAAGAACCCAAAGCGAAGAAUGUAUGUAGUUGUUACUUAUGACAAUGUACCAUAUAUAAUUCUUCACCUAGAAGAUCCAAUUGUAGGCAAGAGGAAUUUAUUGAUGUUAGACUCUCAUAAAUCGAUUAUGAAGAUUGCUCUGUAAUUUGUAUAUUUAGUAAUCACCUACGGAUAUAUGACAAGUAAGGAAUGAAAAUAAAUAUAUAUGUUAUGUGUAUAUUUGGUACAAAUGUAAGGAUAGCCAUGAUGAGCAACUAGCUACUUUUAUUCUUCGUUUGAAAGAUAAGUUUAAUUUUUCACUGAAAAGCAUUAAAAGUUUUAUUUCCCCUCUUUAUGGAAUGCCUUAGAAACAAAAAGCACUGUCUUUAUAUUGGUAUAACGAAUUAACUUCAGUGUAAAAUUAUAGUUUAAUAAACAGAAACACGGAAGAUGUAAUAUUAUAGAAUAUGUUAGCAUUCAAAUUUUCAUCAAACUUAUGACGUACUAAAAAGGAUUCUUCAUAAGUUGUCUUUUUUUUUCUUCUUUUGUAAUUGUUUUUUUUUUCAAUUUUAAGUCAGAGAUGAUCUUUAAAUUAUACACACUCAUCAUUCCAUAAUACAAUUUUGUUCCAAAUUUAUAGCUAUACAUGAUUUGCCUAUUCCUCAUUCAUUUAAAGAUUAUAUAUACAUUGGCUUCAAACAAAAUAUGUAAAUAGACAUAAUAAUCAACUUAUUAUUUUCCAAGAAACAAUUUUAACUAGAACUUUAUACGCAAACCUCAGUGUUAUACAAGAGUAAACUGUCUGAUACUGAAUUUUGUAGUUUCUGUACGUUUCUGUACAGAAACUCGAGAGACUGCCAUACACCUUUGCACUUUUACCAAAAGUUUAUGAUUUGAAAAACAUUUGUGACAUGGAAUUACUAAUUUCAGCAAAAGCUUUAACUCAUGCAGAUGUUGAUCUGAUUAUGGUACAAAUAGCAUUAUUCUAAUAAUUGAACAUUGUAUAUAUAUAUGUAAACUUAACGGUAACAACCCUGCAUCUUUUGGUGCUAUUGGAACGUACGUGAGAAGAUGGAAGAUUCAAACAUUUAGCUAAACCUAAAUCAUUUGAUUGAUUGUAAGACUUGAACAUGUUUAAGUCAAUCAAAAAAAAAUCCUGCUGUCUUAAAAUCACAGUUUCAAAGUCGUUUUGUGCUCAAGCUGUUUAGUUGUGCAUGACACUUUACUUAAUAAGUAAUAUAUAUUUAAAAAAAAAAUAUUAAACGAAAAACCUACCGCAAAUGACGAUGUUUCAUUACGUCUUUUUAUACAAUUAUGUUAUACCUAUUGUUCAUCUGUACAUAUUUUCUGUUUUUCUGCUUUAGAACUGUCACCUAAAUGUAUACCAGUUAACGAAACAUAUUCGAUUACCUGUGGACAAAAUAUAAUACAAAGCAAUUCUUCAGGCAUACAGUUGUAUCCGUCGUAUGUAGGAGGAUGUCUCAAUGCCGUGGGAGUCCCCAUUCACAUAAGUAAUAGUUGCAAUAACGUCACAGACUGCGACGUAAAUUUGUUACACUUAGUAUCAAAUCAUUCAUGUAUGGAAGUUCACACCAAACUACUUAAAAUUGACUACACAUGUGCACAAGAUUCAUCGUAUACUAAAGGAAGUGUUACUUCUGGGAAGAAUCCUCUUCAGAUGUCAAUGUCAAAAACAGGAACAACAACUAUGUCAUCUCAAUCUCAAGCAAAGUCUUCCACACAAAAGCACGAUGAAUAUUUGUCAGAUAGGACUACAAACACCGUUCCUACACAUGGUACUAAAUCGACCGGAGAUAAAUUAAAAGGCAAUGGUGGGUCUACCGUGGCAAUUGUCGCUGGUAUCAUUGGUGCAGUGCUGCUUGUUGUGUGCAUGGUUAUUGUUUGUUGUUGUAUACGAAGGUGGCGGAUAAAAACACACAAGAACAUAAAACGGUCACCCAGUCGACAUAAUUCAGUCAAAGAUUACACCGGCAUACAAAUGAUCGCAUAUCCCGACGACAUUGCCACAAAAUCCGAGGUGAAAAGUCAUCCAAAUGACAUCGUUACCGAAAAUAGCAAAAAGGACCAUUCACAAGACUUAGAGCUGAACAGGAUAAACAAUGGGACAGUUGAUAAUGGAAGUGCGUAUUCUUUAGCCAAGCCAAUUUUAAAUGACCCGCACUUGUCUGAUAUGAAAAUUGAAAUGACUGAAACAGAUAACGGUUACAGUAUGGCAAAGCGAAUUUCGAAAUUAAAUACAAAUCCAAACGAUCCCCCAUACAGUUUACAUCUUACCACAAUCAACAGCUAUGAGGAUUCCCAAGAGGGCGUGUAUGAUCAAACAAAAAACGGACGAUACGAGAAGGAUACUGAUGUCUAUGAUAGAGCUACUGAUAGUACCUAUGAUACAGCUCAUGGUACAAAACAACAUAUGGGCGAUGAGGAUAAUGCAUAUGACCAUUUCACAGGUCCUAAGACAACUGACAACUACGAGAUUGUAACAAGACAUAAUAAUAAAGCCAUCUGUGAUGAAACGUAUGGUGUAAACUAAAAAAUUGAAAAGUUGCAUAAUAUACUUAUUUUUUGUUUUUAGUUGAUCGAUGAAUUCUUAAUACAUGUAAUAGUAGAUACAUAUUAAGUAAAAAUAAAAUAAAAAUCUAAACCUACACAACAUACUAUUAAAAUGUCAUAAUGUCAUUUUUGUUUGUACAGAACAUUCCUAUUUUUUCAACUAUUAAGUUAUUACAUGUAUUUUGAGAUAAACUUUUCUUUGGCAUAGACACGAUUUUUAUUUUAUGUUCAUAUCUUAAUAUGUUACAUUUUACAUGUGUUGCGCAUGGUUAUGUAAAGAGGGAAAUUUAAAAUGAUUUUUAAAUCGUAUUGCUUAAUAUCAUUUUAGAUUGAAAUGAGUAUAUAUGCAUGAUAUCUUCAAUUUAAUGAAUGAUAAAUAAACAAAUUAUAAUCAUUAUCAAUGUAGAAUGCAUUAUUAAUGUCUGACCUGUUAAUUAAUAAUAACAAUAAUAACAUUUUAUUAUAAAAUAAUUUUCUCAUUUACUAAUAAUAAUACAUUUAUAAAAUAAAUGAGACUCGCAUUUUAAUGACGUAACAAUGCAUAAAUGGCCUCCAAUCCCAAGGAAAUUUAUUACCCACUCUCAUUUUCUAUUUUUAUACAGUGAUCGCUACUUCCGAAUUCACAAUAAAUUUUCUCUGGUAAGCCUUUGGUUGAAAAGUACGGUUGAAUUUAUAAAUAGUAUUAGCUUGCAAAACUUGGCCUUUUUGACUGUUUUGUGAAUAUCAUAUGGUAUCGUUAUGCAUGUACAUCUUUUCAUUAAAGUUUUGAUGAUUUUG